CCUGCACCCGGCGCGAAUCCAAUUUAUCCCCCUUUCUCUCGUUUCUCGGCCGCGGAGACCCGGGGGCGCGUAACGCGUGCGGUGGAACGAGGACAGGACCGAGGAGAGACGAUCCCGAGAUCUCGCCGCGUGCGUUCGGCGGCCGCCGCCCGGAUCCUCGCCCAACGAGAAAGAGAAGGAGCGAGUGCGUGGCCCCCGACGGCAUGGCGGCGUGCUGAAGCACCGGCUGUUUUGUUGACGUUCUGUUCGCGGGCCGAGGCCGCGCGGGACCCGCCAGGAUGAUGAAGAUAUCGGCGCUCAACGAGGAUUCGAGCGAGGAGAGCGAGGAGGAGGACGUGCCGACGAUCACGAAGGAGGCGCAGGAACAAAUAGCGCUGACCGAGUACAACAAAGCCUUGGAACUGCUGAGGGAGGACAAGCAGGAGGAAGCACUGGUCGUCUUCAGGGAUCUCCUGGACACCGAGCUGCUGGACGAGGUGGAGAAGCCCGAAGUGCCGGACGGCAGAUCCAGACCGAUGUUGUCCCUGAAGUAUUCCUGCUUUAAGAACAUCGGCGCCAUCCAGGCGGCCUGCGAGAACUACGAGGACGCGGUGGAGAAUUAUUGGAAGGCCGCGAAUCUGGACGAUUCCGACGUGACGCUGUGGCACAGGCUCGGCGCGUUAGCCAUGAAGACCUCCAACCUGGAACUAGCCUGCUCGUCGUUCAAGCAAGGCCUGAAAUGUAAUUUCAAUCACUGGCCGUGCCUGGACAAUCUAAUAACUGCCUUAUACGCCGUUCCUGAUUACAUGAACUGUCUGUUGUAUAUUUCCGUGGCGUUGGAGAGGGAUUCGAAUUAUGUGAAGGGUCUGGCCUUCCGUGACAAGAUAUUCAAAGACAUCCCGUGUAUGGAGGAAUGCUACAAGUUGUACAAUAGCGACUGGCACCUAGACCCGCCUUUAUACGCCGAAUACGAUCAUGUAUUGGGCGACAAAUUGUUAGCGGAGGCGAAGGAAGUUUCCAGAAAGUGGGCGGAAGUCUGCAAGGCGGAGUUUACGCCGAAAACCUUGCCGGAGUUGACUUUAAGGGUGCCCUUGACGAGCUGCACGUGGCUGGCCCUCGGAGAAAGCAUACUAGACAUGCAUAGGUACAUCACCGAGAACAAUUUCAACUUUGUCAGUAAAAUUGUAUUAUCGGUCCGAAAACCCGGUGACAAGAACGCGGCAAGCAAUGAGGGGGAGGCUGUAGAAAACGCAGACAUGGAAGUGGAUCAGCAAAAUGACUCGGUUCCGAACGGGGAGAGCGAUAUAAAAAAAUCUGUCAAGAUCGAGGCGGAAGAUUGCGAGAUGUCGAACGACAAUCAGGUUUUUAAUGCUGACACGGCGAUGGAAAUUGAGAUCGAGGAGGACAAGAAGUCUUGCUCAAGCGACGUGCAAAUAGUCGAAGAUGAGGACACGUUGAGAAUGUCCGACACGGACGGUCUGCAGUGUGAGGAACAAACUGAAACGAAGAACGUGGAGUCGGAGGAACAAGUGCACUCCGAGGCGGACGCGAAUGUCGACAAGUUGGAAGGCGACAAAGUCACGGACGAUGUUUACAGCGUAGAUAAUGGAAUGCCUAAUGAAAAGUCCAGUGACAAGGAUAGCGAUAAAUCGAGCGAUAAAGCUUCUGAGAAAGACACGGAGAAGGCAAGCGACGGGAUAUGCAAGACGGACGAUAAGACUCAUUCUGAGAAAGCCGAGGGAAAGGAGGAGGGACAGAAGGUGAAGAAAAGGCGCAGAAGUGCGCUGUGCUUCUUGCAGCAAUGGGCUUGGAGUUGCAGCAGCAUGAGACGAUCCGCGAGAGUGAGGGGUUCGAACAGAAGAGAAGCGGAGAGGGAUGAUGUUCAGUUGGAGGAAACUCUUAGAAGAUUGUUCCCUAGCACUCUGUUACCCGACACGAUAAGAUUGACCAAGGAUGACGCUACUAAAAAUCUCGACGAUUCAAUGGACACCAUGGAUAUGUAUCAACUGUUUGCGAAUCAGGAAAAGAAUAAAAAUAUGGAAACUCUCAAAAGCUCGGAAAGUUCUAAAUCGCCAAGUCCUGACACAAGUCAGCCACGGAAAUACUUCGGAUCAGAGGCAGAAACUGCCGAUGUGGACGCAUUUAUAAACGAGCAUAGCAGCAAAAGCAAUUUAAUGAUAAUUAUUACCAAGUUUGCAGAAUUGUUAUGUACUAAAUGGAACCAAGAAUGGCCGAAAGGAAUGUCAGAUGUUUAUCUACAAGCAUAUGCCUUUAUGCGACAACAUAUUCCACAUUUAUCACCGUUUGAUGAGGAUGUCAAUGGCCAAGUUUUGAAGUUGGACACCGAAACGACAUUAUUAUUUGGCGAGCUUCAUACGGACAGGUGGCUAGAUAAUAAACCGGAUACCCUGCCUAAUCCAACAUUAGAUAAACUUGGCACUGGAAUGCCAGCAGAAGAAUUAGGACACAUAAUAUUUGCGAGUGUUAGACAGGAUCUUUUAAAUGAAGAGAAUUUGUAUACAUUACUGAGAAUUCUGUGGCUUAAAAGUAAUAUUUUUCUGUGCCAAGGUGAUGUAGACAUAGUCGUAGAAACUUUAGAACUGUUGUUAAACCGUCUCCACGAAAUGGAAAGUAAAAGCUUGAAUCCAUGUAUUACGCUUUUAAAUUGUAAGAAUAAUUCUCAAAUUAGUGCCAAACUUGUAAAGAAGAAGCUUACGUCAAUCCAGAGGGGUCAAAAAUUGGGCGAAAUUCAACAUCUGUAUGAAGAAAAGAAGUACGCAGAAUUGUCUUGCAUAUUGCAAGAUACUUUUAAAUUUGCUAAACAGAGACCCAAACUGUUGGUAACUAACGAAAAUAUUGUCGACAGAGUUCGACAAUUAAACAUGUUACUUGACAGCUUAUGGCAACUUCAACACUACGAAGAAUGUUAUGUCUGGGCAGAGGCUUGUCUGAAUGAAUCGUGGCAAAAUUACUUGAACUCCUCUGACGAAGCUGAACAGAAGAAGUGGACAAGUUCUGUUGUAACGGCACUUGAGAAAUUAGAAGCUUGUACAAUCGAAGUCAGUGUAUUCGUUGUAAAAUAUUUGUCAGAGUCUCGUUUAUCAAGAUUGGUGCAAAAUCUAGUUCACAUUGUUUGUCAUCAAUUGGAUGUACCAGAAACUGCUGUGGAGAUGCCAUUGGAGACUGUUCUACCUUGGAUCCUGUUACACUACAUUCUACAAUACAAAGAAGAUAAGGAAAGAGCAAAGGUUGAGUCCACUUACAAAAGUAAAUUGAACAGUUCUAAUAACUCCGAAUCGGAUGACGAGGACGAUGGUAUUCCACCAUCCAUCAUGAUUUUAUUCAUUGCACAUGAAUUUAUCGGCAGACAUUCGUGGUGCUGUUUCAACGAAGCGAAACUUCUGUUCUUCAUUAUGAACCUUGUUAUACCACAACUCGAAACUCCUCUGUUUGUCUCCAUCAAGGACAGGCUCACGAAAUAUUUGGAACAGAUAUUCUUUUGUCUGUACGGUCAUCCAAACAGGGUGAACAAAACGCGGCCGAAGUACCUUCAGGAUCACGGAGUACCGCAAAUGGAGUUAACCUGGGACGGAGCGCAGCUGCUGUUUGAUUUUUAUAAACCGAAACAACUACCAAACUUUCAAUCUGCCAGAGUGCUUUCUAUCAGCAUGGAUACAGAAAUACUGCUUAAGAGAAUAAUCAGAUUAGUUCCGCAGGAAAGCGAUCCGAAUCAAAUAAUAGACGAAAUGACGGCAUACAUAAUGGGCGCGAAAGAUAAGAUGCCGAGCGUAACAAAACUUUUGCCGCACGCGACAUCCACUAUUUACUACUUGUUGGGUGAUUUUUACUUCAAAAACAAUAAAUGGGAACACGCGUGCCGGUAUUACUUAUUAGAUCUGUGCUUAUAUCCAAAGGGAUUAAAUUCGUGGGCAGGUUUAGCUAUGGCGACGGGCAGCAUAAUAGAGAAUUGGUUAAACAGUUAUAGACCUAUAGGAAAGGAUAAGUUUCUCAAUAAGGCAAAAAUAGCACAGUCGAGUUAUCACCAUGCCAUCGAGCUUGCGCCUGGUCAUUCUGUAAUUUGGACAGAAUACGGGAAUUUCGUUUAUAUGGUUCAUUCGUUUUGUUCGCGAUUGCUCAAACAGGAGACCGACACGUUGAGUAUGGAGAGAUUUGAAAUUUUGGAAACUAGAAAGGAAGAGAUGCUGGAGAUUGCGGAUCAGUGCUUUGAAUCUGCUAAUCGAAUAUGUCAAACCAUUGAAGAGCCAACCAUACAGCACGAUGAAAGAUGGCUUUAUCAAUACAUGCUUGGUAAAGUCGCAGAGAAAAAGAAUCAGGAUCCUCCUGUAUUCUUGGAACAUUACGCAAAGGCUAGUGAAUUGUUAUAUGAGAACAACGCUCAAUAUCCACGUAGAAUAAGCCACAAGAGUCCACAAAAUCUAUCUAUAGAGGCCCUAGAAGUUCAUUAUCGCAUUCAUGCUAGUAUAUUGAAGUAUUUAGAACAACACGAGGGAAAACCACUGAAGAAAUCAUUAGGUCAGUUAUUCCAUUGGCAUCUUAAAAACUGCUCCGAAGGGUCCUUUAUGAAGUACCAGCCCAAACUUAACGACAAGAAAAAAGAAGAGAAUGAUAUUGAAAAAAGUGUGUCGAAGGAACUCGACAGCACAGCCGAUACAGAUAAAAAUGUAGCAGUAUGUCAACGCUCAAAUAGUAUUGAAGAGAUAGAAAUUGUAGAUAAGUCAAACAAAAUUUCUGAUACUAAGUCUACAGAGCUAGGAAAGUCGGAGAGUCGUAAGAGAUUUCCUGAUGAACUGUUACAUGACAAUACGAAGAGAAUAAAAUUAAGUAGCGUUUCGCACUUACAAUUAAUGCAGGACGUCGUAGCCUUAAUAGAUGAUUUGAUUACUAAAGUUUGCGAUAUGGUGUCGCAAAAGGAGAAAACGAGCGAUGACAUAAUGAUCAUAUCUAGUGAUGAAAGUAAUGAAUCAAAAUUACAAAAGAAGAAGCUGGAGAACAGGAGUGCUGAUAAAACAAAGCUGCAGGCGAAAACGGAGGAGAAUAAGAAAAGUUCAGCAAAUAUAUUGGCAGUUGAUUCCGAACGUAAGACUGACGAUGUACAGGAUUUAAUGGAUGCUCUCAUGAAACAGGCAAUGGAAAUUAGUCAGGAAACCCAGCAGUCUUCAGCGGAUGACGAGGAUACCAGGAGAUUUGAUGGCAAGUGGUUGCAGAACGAAGACUUGCAAACUACUGAAAAAGAAAAUAAGGACAAGAUAGGAGAGAGGAGAAAAAUGCAGGGCAAUGCGAAUGAAGAAAUGACUUUAAGUAGAAGAGGCUCUCAAGAAAGCACCACGACUACGCAAACCACAACUACGACUACGGAGACAAAUAAUUCGAGCUCUAGCAGUAGCGAGGAAUCUAGUAGUAGCGACGAUAGUUCCGAUAGCGAUAGCUCUAGCGAUAGUGAUAGUGAAUCUGUUGACAGCGACCCGGACAAAAAGAAGAAGGAUUCUGAGAAUGUUAAAGAUGAGGAACAGAUGCCAGAAGAAGAAGUAGCGACAUUAAUUGCGUAUUGCUUAGCUGGCUUGGAGCAGUGUGUAUUAAGGUUCGCGGAACAUCACAAGUCAUUUUAUAGACUUUCACACUUCUUUUUUAAUAACAAAAAGGCGAAGAAUACCGUGAAAUGUAAGGAUCUCUUACUAGGGACGUAUACUUGUCAGUUCUAUCCCGGACAAACUUUUCAAGGACUUUUUGCCGAGAGAAGAAGUACCAACUUUUUUAAUGGGGUGUGGCAUAUUCCAAUCAAUGAAAUUGACAGGCCUGGAAGCUUCGCUUCACACAUGUCGAAAUGCGUGACGUUACUCAUGCAGGUGUUGAAAGAAAGCAAUGAUAGCCGAAUGUUAAUGCAACUAUGCAUACAGCUCGGAAAGAUUCCUGAUUCAGACAAGAAAUACUUACGUGAUUCUGAAAGAGAACAAUUAUCUCGCCAAGCUCUGACACUUUGUCAACAGUCGCUCAGGAGCAGAGUUCAGACGAUGGGCCCGAUAAGCACAAUUGAUAGCGUGCACCUCAUUAGAACGGACGCUAGAACACAAGUAUUACUUGACGUACACGAGACAUAUCAACUUGUCCAGAAACAUUUUCAAGGCAAAGAUUCGACUAUACAAGCAUUUGCAACGUUAUUGACAGAUACAUACAAAAUGUACAUAGGCAAUAAAAACUUGGAAGGAAACGUUUUGGAGAUCGCUAUUAAAUGUUGUCAACGUCAGAUACAAGCGAACAAAAUUGCCUCUAUUAGCAGCAACAAUAGCUCUCACGUGCCACCUCAGAUUGCGUCUACUAUCUCGACGCCCGUGCCACAAGUACCAGUGAACUCGACGUCCCCGCAAACGUUGCAGAAUCGCAAACCGCAUAGAAAUCUAACAUCCACUGGACGUCCGAGAGGACGUCCGCCUAAUGUUAACAAAUACUUGCAACACGCUUUGCAACAAAGUGGCAACGUGAUGGGUCAGUUUAAUCCCAAGAGUAAUUUUUCGAAUUAUCUGGGCACAUCCGGACCGAACCGUUCUAUGAUAAAUCCUUAUUUCAUGAGUCCGCUGGUCGAUACGAACAUGUUAUCGGCUAUACUUGCCAGCGGACUGAGCAGCAAUAUAAUGGAUCCCCUAACGGCUAUGACCUACCUAAAUCAAGUAGGGAGUUAUCAAGACAUUCUUAGACAGUAUCAGAACUUAUCGUCAUUGACCAAUCUCGCUAGCGGCUUAAAUAAUCCCGGUACUACUAUGACCAACAUCAGUAAUGCUUCGACAAUGAGUACAUCAAGCUCUAGUAUCAAUGCUCCGAGUAACAUCGCUAAUUUAAACAAUCUAAAAGGUUCUUUAGAUCCUAUGACAGCGUCGGUGCAACAAUUAUUGAGUUUGAGCAAUUCUACAGUGUCAACUUCGCGACCGACACCCAUGUACCAUCAAACAGCCGCCAAGACUAACACGACUAUGUCAUUGACGAAAGACCGACCUAGCAUAUCUAUAACGCCGGUUACCACCUCGAUGAGCCAGCAGCCUCAUCACAAGACGAAGCAGCUUGGUAAGCAGCCGAGCUCGCAAACCGAACCGGUAUUGCCCGUCCACAUUCCCAAAUCGCUUCAUAUAUCGCCAACGAAACCGGUAUUACACUCGUCCAACGCGACGACGCAAGUGUCUCUGCUCAAGCCAUCCAUUAUUCAGCAAGUGAAAAACAGUCCGCCGAAACAGAUGAGCGCGCCGCAGAUACGGGUUUCGAAAUCACUGACGGAGCCGCAGCCGGCGCACAAUCCGUCGUUGUCGCACUCGCCUUUGAAGAACAGCGGUGGUACCGUGACGACAAAUCCGGUCGCGGCCAUGCCGCACGUCGCCCACACGUCCAUGGGCGCGCCGGUGAUGAUAUCAAAGCAGCAGCAGGCAUUGCCCAUGAACUUACCUAACGUAUCACGUUCCGGUACGUCGCUGCAGCACAAAUUACUGUCGAAGAAGAACCCCCAGCGACCUUACUCGGCGCAGACGAACGUGCAGAAUCAUCCCGUGAGGAAGGUGAAAUCGGGGGCCAAGACGACGGCCAUGCCAGUGCCGAUAUCUGGCAAUUUUCCAAAUCUAUUAAACGCGAUACCACCGACAGUUACCUCCGCGAUGUCGCAAUCGCCUUUCAUACCUCCGGAAUUAAGCGGCAUCUCGGUAAGCCCCGUUACUUCGCAGUCCGGUAUCAAAGCGGCGACGGCGGCGAGCGCUAAAUAUCACAGCUACAAGAAAUCCAUCAGCAAGCCGAAACCGCCGGCGACGUCGGCGUUGGAGGUGCCGAGCUCGUUGCCGGCUUCAUUCCCUCCCGGCAGCUCGGUCGAGGCACUCUCGAUGCUGUCGCAAUUACAACAGCACUCGCACCUGGAGAUAAUACCGCAGCAGAAGGCGCCGUUGAAGCCUACCAUUGAUUACUCGAAAACCCUGCCAUCCUCCGUGAGUGUAGUGCCGUCGAAGGUCCCAGAGACAUUGAGGUCGUCAGCCGCCGCUGAUUGUAUGACCAUGUAUGAUAUAUCUAGGGCAAAAACCGCUAGUGUUUCCAACAAAAAACCACAGGAUAAACUCCUUGCUGAUAAUGUCGAAAUUAUAACGUUGGACGAUUAAGAAUCACUCAAAUUUAUCUUAUAACUCUUACAAUUAGAAGGUACGGUCAAACUUGAUUUCUUUUAACGUAAUUAAUCAUAAGAUAUUAAAUUGAGAUAGCUAAUUCGAGAGAGCUUUAUCGUUCAAUUUUCAAGUUUCAAUUACGUACAUAUUUCCCAUUAAUUAAAAGUAUAAUUUAAUUGAUUAUUAUGUUCACAGAUGCGAAAUGACGCGUUGCUUUUUUCACUAAUUCUACUAAAGCAUUUUUGCACAAGGAAACGUUAUUUUUCUACCGUAUAUACUUGAUAAUGAUGACGCUUUUCUACGUGUACAAUAAUCUAGUGUAAUUAGCUUCAGUAAAUUUGAACGUUUUUAAACGUUUGUGUGUGCGUGUGUAUAUAUGUGCGUAUGUAUGCCCGCGCGUGUAUGUGUGCGUGUGUGUAAUUUACCUCUGAUAUUAAAAGGACAUAUGAAUCUAA
This is a messenger RNA of Vollenhovia emeryi, 8578 nucleotides long. Its product is annotated as calcineurin-binding protein cabin-1-like. The record is from RefSeq and is a predicted model, not a curated record. Bases 279 to 8120 code for a protein of 2613 amino acids. NCBI's taxonomy places the organism in Eukaryota, Metazoa, Arthropoda, Insecta, Hymenoptera, Formicidae. Gene Ontology annotation, biological process: chromatin organization. Gene Ontology annotation, molecular function: nucleosome binding; protein binding. The transcript has 20 exons. Gene Ontology annotation, cellular component: nucleus.